AUGUUGUCCGUCGUACAGAGGAGCUGUUGCACGCGAAGUACCGUGGCGCACUCAUCACGGUGGCUCCCCUCCACCAAGCGCCGACCAGCUUACACAUCCUUGCUUGACCUUGACUACUCGUACCCUGUGCAUAAAACAACCGACGUCAGCUUCCGUAUCAAGAGCGCCUUUUCCUCAUCAUCAUCGGGCAGGGUGGCGACCACAUCACGAUCAUCCCCAGCCAACGCAGCCCAACGUCUCGUCCCAACAAGCCCUUUCUCUCAGACUAAAUUCCCACCGCCCUCUUUUCCACCCUCCUUUGGCUCAAAUCAGCUCGUUCCAGUCUCGGACGAGACCCAUCACCGUCUCCAUAGCAUCCUUGCAUGCUUUGAUGCGCCCGUUCGAUUCGCGUUUGCAUAUGGCUCGGGCGUCUUUUCCCAGACCGUGGCCGGCCCGGAGCAUUCCAAAAGGCCGCAAACUAGAGACGGCAAAAAGAUGAUCGACUUUGUCAUGGCCGUUACACAUCCACAUCACUGGCACUCGCUCAAUAUGACGCAACAUCCGAGCCACUAUUCCAUGCCCAGUCGGCUGCUAGGGAGUAUUGGCAUCGGACUGGUGCAGCAAAGGGGGGCAAAGAUAUGGUACAAUCCCUACAUCAAGCUGGAGGAUGAGCUCAUCAAGUACGGUGUCAUCAGUGUCGACGACCUUUGCGCCGAUCUGCUUGACUGGGAAACGCUCUACGUGAGUGGACGCAUGCAUAAGCCGGUUGCCUUGAUCACAUCAGAUGCCAGGGUGCGGUUGGCACAGCAAGUCAACCUCGCCUCAGCGCUGCGCACUGCACUUCUAUUGCUGCCAAACGAGUUCACCGAGGUGGAACUCUACACACGCAUCGCCUCGCUCAGCUACACGGGUGACUUCAGAAUGUCGGUGCCCGGAGGCGAGAAUUUGAACAAGGUGCGCAACAUUGUGCUCAACCAGCGCGACGAAUUCCGACGCCUCUAUGCUGGCCUGAUGCGCAACUUGGGUACGCUUUCGAUCGAACAAGUCAGGGAAAACCGCUUCAAGAUUGUGCAGGACAACUCGGUCUCUACGCGUGCCUCAUACGCUGCUCGGUUGCCCAAAUGUCUCCGCCAAAGGGUGCAAGACCACUACACUUUGCAGCCGCAUUUGGAUCCAGCAUUUCUGAAGCUUUCGCUCUCCAAGACGCUCAACACGGUGCCACGAACACCUUCGCAUAUCGAAAGGGAAAAGACGCUCAACGACUUCUGGCGCGCAGCAGUGCAGAGAGACGAUUUCGGCGAGGUGCUGCUAAAAAACAUUGCGCAAACGGUCAAAGGUCCUUCAUGGUCACAGUCGAUCAAGGGCAUCUAUACUGCCGGCUUCACGAGAACAAUCCGAUAUGUCGGUGCAAAAAUUGGCAAGUACUUUGAAGGCAAAAGCCAGAGCGACAAGGCUUCGUAA
Molecule: messenger RNA, 1440 nt
Organism: Mycosarcoma maydis (corn smut)
Lineage: Eukaryota; Fungi; Basidiomycota; Ustilaginomycetes; Ustilaginales
Exons: 2
Coding region: 1-1440 (479 amino acids)
Biological process (GO): CDP-diacylglycerol biosynthetic process; cardiolipin biosynthetic process
Cellular component (GO): mitochondrion
Molecular function (GO): phosphatidate cytidylyltransferase activity
Source: RefSeq, a predicted model, not a curated record